UAAGAACCACCGUUUACAAUGGGCUGACUCACAGGAGAUGACAGGAUGCAGACUAAGUUUUGAUGGCAUCCCAUUCCAAAAUAAAGUUUUAGAAUGCCAAAAUGGGCCAGACAGAAAUAAGGCACUCAAAAGGAAGGAGGCUCAAAAGAGACUACAAAAAGAUAAGGAGAAUGCUGAUCACUGCUAUAACAACACCAAACAGCGCUUUAAAGUACAGGAUACGAAGAAAUGUGACUGUCCAGCAAAGAUCCACCUAAGGAAAAUAAUCAAGUAUCCUGAAAAUAAGAUUUCAGAGAACACAAAGAGUAGAAGGGAGACAAUGUCAAAAUUUCUGAGAACAUCCCUAGAGUCAGAAAAGAAGCAAACAAUAGCUACAGAGGAGCGUAUUUACAUAUUACUUCCUAAACCUACGGAUCACUUAUUUCACCCCAUGGGGAGGACUGCUGGGCUACUUCAGCCUAUUGAUGAGACACUGGUUAAAAAAAUUCAUGAGCUUGUUGGAAGUGGUGUUAAUUGUGUUUCUGAAAUGCAACGGCACCUGCAUCAUUAUGUAAAGAAGGAACUUUUCACAGGCCAACAGCCUCCAGAUCUAACCAACAGACGGUUCUUCCCAACAACCAUGGAUGUCAGGAACCACAUGUAUUGUGCCACAGUGGUGUGCAGACAUUCACAAAUUGAUCAAGAAAACCUUGACUUAAAAAUCAAGAAGUGGAAAGAAGAAAGCCCAGAUGAUAAUUUCUUUUUCAGGCCUUACUGCCUAACAAGUGAUAGUGAGUCCUAUCAACAACCACAGUCACUGAAGGAAGAAGACAGCACUGAUGUAAUUAAAAUAAGUAUAGGUGAUCCAUUUUAAAGAAGACAACAUGGCUGUGUGAUUCUGAGAUACAUGCUGGUCAGAUCCUCCUAAAACAAAAAUUCCCUCUUGUAGAUGGUCUAAGGGACCCUGUUAUUGUGGGUGCAUUAGUCACUCCAGCCAUUAGUGAGUUUGUACAGAUCAU
Molecule: messenger RNA, 998 nt
Organism: Pocillopora verrucosa
Lineage: Eukaryota; Metazoa; Cnidaria; Anthozoa; Scleractinia; Pocilloporidae
Source: RefSeq, a predicted model, not a curated record